AUGGACUUGUCGAGGAAGAUCACCCGAACUGUAGUUCCCGAAGAACUAACAGUCAGAAGGAAGGUGCAGCACCUGGCUCACUCAAACUUCACCUAUCGCCAUUACGCUGCUUGGACACCCGCAGAUCCUCGAGUAUUUUGGCACCAGUCUCAAAAUCGACAACGGGACAUUCGCUUGGACAAGCUAAACGAUAGCGAAUCCAGCACUCAUCGAGCUUCACUAAAAGCUCAACCAUUAGACGGACCGUUCAACAUGGACAAUUGGACAUCGAAAGGACGUUACCCAAGAAACGGAAAUCACAUUUCGUACCUCGAAGGACAGAGUGGAGUUGGGUCCAAACUCAGCUGUUUCUUCACUCAUUCAAAAGAUCCUGUCGUUCGCCUAAUCGAACAACGAAGACAGCCAACCAAGAAGAUGAAACACAAGUUUCUCUUCAUACAGAACAACAUCGACAACGCGACAGAGACAUUGCUUAUCACUACGCUUUGGACAAUUAUCUGUUACCACAAGGUCAGAGAUAUCAAGGAGCCGCAACGAAACCCCUUCUGCUCGCCGGGAGCCUCUCUCUGCAAAGAGAGACCUCCAGUUCAAGAAUACCACCAUGACAGACGAAAACAACCGGACAUUAUAGUCAACCACGUCGACGUCGUCAAAAGGGAAGGAUACAGCAACAAGAUAAUUCAUAUUUUGUUAAUUUGGAUAUUGGCUGUGAUCGAAUCUCCAGUUCCGUCACGCUCUUCCACUGCUCCAACUGACAUAUCUCGUCCAGUACAAACGGUUUCAACAUGGACUCUGGAUAAUUAUUACCGAGUCUUUCAUAUUCCGCUCUCGGAUCAAUUAGUUUGA
Molecule: messenger RNA, 846 nt
Organism: Caenorhabditis remanei
Lineage: Eukaryota; Metazoa; Nematoda; Chromadorea; Rhabditida; Rhabditidae
Exons: 2
Coding region: 1-846 (281 amino acids)
Source: RefSeq, a predicted model, not a curated record